GGGGCGCCGCGGAACCGGCGAUGCUGCUCUUCUGCCCGGCCUGCGGCAACGUGCUGGUGGCCGAGGAGGGGCCGCGCUGCCACCGCUUCGCCUGCACCACCUGCCCCUACGUGCGCAACGUUACGCGGAAGGUGACGAGCAGGAAGUACCCGCGGCUGAAGGAGGUGGACGACGUGCUGGGCGGCGCCGCGGCCUGGGAGAACGUGGACUCCACGGCAGAGCCGUGCCCCAAGUGCGAGCACCCCCGCGCCUACUUCAUGCAGAUCCAGACGCGCUCGGCCGACGAGCCCAUGACCACCUUCUACAAGUGCUGCAACGCGCAGUGCGGGCACCGGUGGCGGGACUGAGGGCCCCGGCCCAGCCCCGGCCGCCCGGGGCCUGAGGGGGCCGCGGGGCCUGGCUGCCGCGGCCGCGGGGGGGGCCUGGCC
This is a messenger RNA of Harpia harpyja (harpy eagle), 428 nucleotides long. It is a transcript of the gene POLR3K, whose product is annotated as RNA polymerase III subunit K. Lineage: Eukaryota; Metazoa; Chordata; Aves; Accipitriformes; Accipitridae. Gene Ontology annotation, cellular component: RNA polymerase III complex. Gene Ontology annotation, molecular function: zinc ion binding; nucleic acid binding; DNA-directed RNA polymerase activity. The transcript has 3 exons. The record is from RefSeq and is a predicted model, not a curated record. Bases 21 to 347 code for a protein of 108 amino acids. Gene Ontology annotation, biological process: DNA-templated transcription; termination of RNA polymerase III transcription.